AAAUUCGAGCCCCUCGUCGGCGGUCGGCCCCCUCGACCUUCCUCAACAAGUCGACGCGGCGCUUUGAGGCCUCGUUGCCAGCUUCCUCACCUCCCUCCCUUUCUCAGCACCACCACCACCACGCCGCCCUCGCCUACGAUGGCGGAGCGCCCGGAGUGGAGCAUGUCCGACUUCGAGAUCGGCAAGUACAUCGGCGAGGGCAAGUUUGGCAAGGUCUACCUCGCCCGAGAGAAGAAGAGCGGGUACGUGGUGGCGCUCAAGCUGAUGUACAAGGCGAAGCUGGACAAGUACCGGUUCCACGCGCACCUGCGGCGGGAGAUCGAGAUCCAGCACGGCCUCGACCACCCAAACGUGCUCCGCCUCUUCGCCUGGUUCCACGACGACGAGCGCGUCGUUCUCGUCCUCGAGUACGCGGCCCGGGGCGAGCUGUACAAGGUCCUUCGCGCCGCUGGCCACUUCACCGAGCGCACCGCCGCCACCUAUGUCGCGAGCCUCGCUGGUGCACUGGCGUACUGUCACAAGAAGCAGGUCAUUCAUAGGGACAUCAAGCCAGAAAAUUUGCUACUUGAUAUUGAGGGCCGACUUAAAAUUGCAGACUUCGGAUGGGCAGCUCGAUCAAAUGCUAAACGACACACACUCUGUGGUACAAUCGAUUAUCUGGCACCAGAGAUGGUAGAGAAAAAAGCUCAUGACCAUGCCGUUGACAACUGGACUUUAGGAAUCCUGUGCUAUGAGUUCUUAUAUGGUUCACCACCUUUUGAAGCUGAUGAACAGGACGAUACCUUGAGAAGGAUAGUUACAGUGGAUUUGACGUUCCCUUCAACUCAUUACAUAUCUGCAGAGGCUAAGGAUCUCAUUUCCAAGCUUCUAGUGAAGGAUUCAAGCAAGAGACUUUCUCUUGAAGACAUUUUGAAGCAUUCAUGGAUAAAAAAGAAUGCAGAUCCUUCAGGGAGUUGCGUUAAGCAAAAAAAUCAAUCAAGAAGCUAAGGUAAAUGAUAAGGGAAUAUGUACGGUAUCUUCUGAUCAACACUAUGCUGAGCAUGAAACAUACAAGUUAUGUUUUGGCCCCAUUUGACGUUGUAUUCUUGUUUAGCUUCACAUACUUUUUCCAUAUCCGAACAAUUAGCUGUCAAAUGUAAAGAAUAAAACGAUUGACUGCACUCACAAGAAUCAGUCCUUAUUUCAAUGUAGUUAUACACUUUCAUGCCCGGCUUGGAUACCUGGUAUGAACAAAAGGAUGGCUCAAUUUUUCAAAUCAAUCUGCAUGUUUGCUUAGAUCAGCAAAGAGCGUCCUUCUCCCCUCCUGGCAUUUCUUAGGAUUUUAAUUUGCACCUUUUGCUCUGCUGACUGCUUGUAGAUGA
Phragmites australis (common reed) is the source of this 1361-nucleotide messenger RNA. RefSeq names its product serine/threonine-protein kinase Aurora-3-like. The record is from RefSeq and is a predicted model, not a curated record. Gene Ontology annotation, biological process: regulation of cytokinesis; protein phosphorylation; mitotic spindle organization. NCBI's taxonomy places the organism in Eukaryota, Viridiplantae, Streptophyta, Magnoliopsida, Poales, Poaceae. Gene Ontology annotation, molecular function: protein kinase activity; ATP binding. Gene Ontology annotation, cellular component: spindle microtubule; chromosome passenger complex; spindle pole centrosome. The transcript is spliced from 6 exons. The coding region runs from base 139 to 987 and encodes 282 amino acids.